Messenger RNA from Portunus trituberculatus (swimming crab), 7145 nucleotides. RefSeq names its product neuroligin-2-like. Lineage: Eukaryota; Metazoa; Arthropoda; Malacostraca; Decapoda; Portunidae. The transcript has 11 exons. Gene Ontology annotation, cellular component: cell surface; synapse; postsynaptic membrane. The record is from RefSeq and is a predicted model, not a curated record. Gene Ontology annotation, molecular function: signaling receptor activity; neurexin family protein binding. The coding region runs from base 852 to 3908 and encodes 1018 amino acids. Gene Ontology annotation, biological process: presynaptic membrane assembly; chemical synaptic transmission; neuron cell-cell adhesion.
GGCCUGGCCACCGUGGAGGGAGGAGGUGUGUCGCUGCGGCUCACAAAGACGCCAAUGUAAUCCUCACUUUAAUACGUGCGCCCUUACAAAGGUUCCCGGAGCCAACGAUUACGGAGAUCCGAACACGCGACCUUCCGAAAAUACACACCAGUCAUACUUUCGCACACAGACACACAUAUAAAAAAAAAAUUACUAUUAAUCCAUCAAAAAAAAAAAAAAAGAAUAUUUGAAGUUUUGAAGUGAAGUGAUAUAAAAUAAAUACUAAUAAAAGAAAAAUGUAAAAAAAAAAAAAGGAAAAACCGUGAUAAUAGAAAAUAAGAAAAGGAAUACAACUAGAAAGGGAAAGAGGGAGAUAAAAAAAAAAUAAAGAAUAAAGGAAGAGUAAAAGAAGAUAAAGAAGUUUCAGGUGAAGAAUCAUUCCCAGGACGUUCACUUAAGGCGUGGAGGAGUGAAGAGGGUCUUGGCGCGGAUCGUGGAGGCGCGAGUGGUGGUCGUGGCUUCACGCCGAACAUGAGUCGUCCUCUGCCAAGGAGCAGCUCGAGGCUCGGCGUGAGGCUCCCCCCGCCCCCCUCCUGUGAGCAAGCCGCGCACUGACGCCCUCCCGCACAGGCCACGGCGAGCAGGUGGCGAGGUGUGAGGCGAGAACCAUCAGGCACCUCUCUGAGGCUGAGGCGGGUGGGGAUGGUGUGGUAGGGGUGGCGGGGGGGAAGGGAGCAGCCCGGACCAGCCACGAUGGGCCCCCCAGCAGCCGUGGCUCCGGGGCCCCACCCGUCCACUCUCCCACAGGGGAUCACCGCCCACCACGCCAGAAGUGGUGCCAGGGCGUGCCGGUGAAGUGCCGUAGCCUCAGUAUGGGCCUGGCGUGGGUGGUGUGGGCCGCGGUGGCCAGCGUCGUGGUGAGCGGCAGCCACCCUGACCAGGUGCUGAGCCGCACGGUGACCACCAAGUACGGCAAGAUCCAGGGCUUCAUCCGCCACCACGCCAAGUACCCGCUGCCGCCCGUAGAGGUGUUCCUGGGCGUGCCCUACGCCUCACCGCCCCUCAACGACGGUCGCUUCACGCCCACCAGCAGCCCGUUGCCCUGGGACGGCGUGCGGCGCUGUACAGAGCUGCCGCCUGCCUGCCCACAGCCCCUGCCGCAGCUGCACGGCGACGAGGAGUCUCCCGCCCGCGCCGCCCAGCUGGCCUCCCUCAGGCGCCUCCUGCAGCACCAGAGCGAGGACUGCCUCUACCUCAACAUUUACAGUCCGCACGACGGCGGCGGGCAGUAUCCAGUCAUGGUGUACAUUCACGGAGAGGACUUUCUGCGGGGCUCUGGCAACCUAUACGACGCCAGCGUGUUAGCAGCAUACGGCCAAGUGACUGUGGUGACUAUGAACUACAGACUUGGGCCCCUAGGCUUCCUCAACACACGACCAAACGCCAGCGGGCCAGGAGUAGUCGGGAACCAAGGGCUGAUGGACCAACUGGCGGCGCUGUCUUGGGUCAACGAGAAUAUAGCGCACUUCAGAGGAGACAGAAGCAGAGUCACUAUUUUUGGCCACGCCUCGGGAGCAGCUUGUAUAAACUACCUUAUCGUGUCUCCAGUUGUUGUGCCCGCACUCUUUCAACGGGCCGUCUUGAUGUCAGGCUCAGCGCUAAGCCCCUGGGCAGAAGUACAGGACCCUCUCUCGGUGACAGCUCGUCUUGCUAAGCUUCUCAACUGCUCUCUGCCCUCAAGCCUCAGCGACAGACACCCGGAGACCAUCAUGUGUCUGAGGAACGUCUCUGCAUCACGCCUGGCUACCCUCGACCUUCCAGAAUACAAGUUUACGUCUCUCUUCGGACCCAGUGUUGACAACGUGGUGGUAACGCAAGAUUUCAAGACCAGGAUGAAGAGGGUCUUAGAGAAGCGAGGACUCAGUGUAAUGUUUGGCGUGACGGAGGCUGACGGCUUCCCCCAGCUGAACAGAGAGCAGAUACAGGAAGGCUUGGACGUGUCAGCCAGGAACCGUCUAUUCAGAACGUAUGUGAGGAACGUCUACCAUCACCACCUACAAGAGAUCUACCUGGCCAUCACCAAGGAAUACACGGACUGGGGCAACCCGGCGCAGCAUCCCUACGUGAUAAGGAACUUGGCGGUGGAGGCAAUCAGUGACGGCUCCUACUUGGCGCCUCUCAUGGACUUUGGGGAGAUGGUGAGCACUCAGGCGCCCACUUACAUGUACGUCUACAGCCACGCCAACCACCACCACGACAAGGACAAGAAGCCGUUGGGAAGUCUGUUUGCUUCAGAGAUUCCCCUUCUGUUCGGAGCUCCGUUCAUGGAUGACCCGGGACACUGGACAGAUAAUUUUUCGAAACCGGACUUGCACGUUUCGGAAAUGCUCAUGAGAUACUGGACCAACUUCGCCAAAUCCGGGGACCCAAACCUUCCCGAGGAGACCAAGCCCGUCUACUCGUACAAGGACCGAGGCAGCAGACAGAAGAACGUGUCCUGGGAGCAAUAUGAGGCGGUGUAUGAGAAGUUCCUUGACAUUAGUUACCGUCCGAGGCUCAAGGACCACUACAGGGCUCACAAGGUCGCCCUCUGGAACUGGCUGAUCCCUGAGUUGGAGGAGGCUGGCUCAAAGUACCCGGAGUCAGACGAGGAGGCGUGGCACUCUUCAGAGGAUCCUAAACAUUUCAUUGGCCCAGUCAGACCUUUGGAUCCUUUUAGGUUCUUGCACACCACCACUGCCUCCAUUACCUCGGAGGCCCCCGCCCUGCCCACGCCCAGUGACGAGUAUCUGCCGCCCAAUGUGAGCGCCGCCCACGGGGGAGCGCCUAGGCUGGUGAACAGGUCCUCGGAGGCCGUAACGGGGGCUAGCGGGGGGCAGUUCCUUGACUACACCACAGCACUCACGCUCACUGUGGCCAUCGGGCUCUCCCUGCUGGUGCUCAACGCCAUUCUGUUCGCUGCGCUCAUCUAUAAGCGGGACAGGAACGCGCUGGGCCCCAAGAUCAAGUACGACAGCGCCUCCGCCCAGCCGCUGUGCACCGUGGACAGUGGCAUCCGCUCCGUGUCCACCCACGAGGCGCUGUCCUCCCCGGUGAAGGAGGGGAAGCAGGCGUGCGGCGUGGACCUGCAGUGCACGGAGCUGCACACCUUCCCCACGCCGCCUGACAUCGGCGACCGCAACACUGAGGUCACCUUCCACACCAGCAACUCCAUGCACUCCAUCCUCUCCCAGCCCACCAGCCAGUUCAUCCCGCCCCCGCCGCUGCUCGCCACCACGCCGCCCACGCCGCCCGUCUCCGCCCAGCUCAGUGACGGCAUGGAGGGCGGAGCUUGCUCCGGCGGCCGCUGCUUCCCGGAUGCCGCUAACGGACAGUACCCGGACAUCAACCCUAACGGCCAGUUCCCUCCUGACGUGGGCCAGUACCCCUCCGACAUGACCACCGGCCACUUCCCCGACCAGUAUCGCGGCAAUGGCGGCGGCGGUGGCGGAGGCGGCGGCGGCGGGAGUGGUGGCGGCAGUCAGUGCACGGAGCCAAGCAUAUCCGUAUACCCCACCACGUCGGCGUCGCAGUGCACGCAGUACUGCCACCACUACCCGCCCAGCGUCAGCCAGUACUCCUCCUCCACCGACCAGUACUCCAUAUCGGGCAGCCAGUUCUCCAGCCCCGGCGCGCCCUGCUCCACCUCGGCGUGUCAAUUCUCGGAGGCGGGCGUGCCGUGUCUGCCCAAACCCCCAUACCCAGAUGACGGCAACACGCCCGAGGUGGUGGCCAGUGCUGGAGGGCAGCGCGUCAGCCGGAGCGCUACGCUACAACGCGGCGCCUCCAUCAGGAAGCCUCAGCCGCCCCCGCGAGGCUCCACGCUGCCAUCCUACGCCACGCUGCCCCGCCAGAGCUCCAAGGAGUCCCUCUCUCACAUCAACGCCUGAACGCCGGGCCACCUUCCCCGCGGCCCAGUGACUCGUGACGCUCAAGUGACAGAAAACGGGAAAUGGUUUUUCACUGCCGCGUGGAGGAGAGAGGAUUAACACGCGCCGCUAUCUAUUUUUUCUUUCCUUUUUUCCACGAAUAGCGAGAAAUAUCGGUGGUGGUGACACGAACCACAAAACACCACGAGUUACGUACGUGUGUGUGUUUGUGCGUGAGCGUGUGCGUGUAGGUAAUAUUUUGUUGCGUUUUUCCUGUGCGCAUCCACGAGACAAGCUACGCACAGAACACUCCGGCGUGGGCUGGCUGAAAACUGACGAAAUUAAUCUGUGGAGGAGCAUUUUCUGGGUCUCACACUUUUCUUAUAUUAGCAGUAUGUGUGUGUGUGUGUGUGUGUGUGUGUGUGUGUGUGUGUGUGUGUGUGUGUGCUCGCGUGGUGAAAAUGCGUGUGUGUGUAUAUGGGUGUGUGUGCGUGCGUGUUUUAUUAAUGUGUCGCUCCAAAAUGAGACAUACGUAAGCAUCACUUUAGCCGCGACUCACCUCCGUGUUUAACUCUUGUUGUCAGCGAGGUAAGGCGCAGGUGAGGCAGGGAGGCACAGGUGAGGGAGGGGCCCACAGGUAACGAGGGUAGCCAGGUGUCCUCUCGUUACCUACAUCUCUCCCCAGUUCCUCGCCCCCCACCUGAAGAGAAAGAAGAAAUGUGAUUGUAACUUUGAUUCGUAAAAAAAAUAAUUUGCAAGAUAGAGGAACGAAGAAAGAAAAGAUGAAAAGUGAUUGUUUGUUCAUGACGGUGUUUGGUUUAAAGGUUCUCUUAUUAAUGGCACGGCUCACUUAUGCUUCACCCAAAUGAUUGAAAGUAAAUCGGUGAUGCUAAAAAGUUAACAAACUGAGGAUGUCACCAUCUUUGCGAAAUAUACAUAAAAGGAAGACAAAAGGAAAGAUUAGAGAAGGAAAAUUGCAAAUAAAAGUGUGUGAAAAUAUACGCGAAAACAUUUACACUUCCCCUCAUCAAGUCUUGAGAGGUAACCAAGGAGGGAGGUUAAAAAAGAAAGAAAUAACAGGAGAAAAAAAAGUUGGGAGAGAAAAAAAAUGACUUCAAAUCCUUCAAAAGAAAAACACCAACACAAUCACUUACAAGAAAAAGGGAAACAAAACAAACAGAGGCAGACGUGUUGGCCGUAACGAGGCUGUUUAACGAGAUAACCAAGUGUACGCUGCGAGAAAGACACACACACACACUCACCAGCCAUAAUCAAAAUACACCAUUAAGUUAACGAUACUCAGUUUACGGGCAGUUUUGCUCAUCUCGUGUACUCUCCGCGCUUCGAGAGAGACGGAAGGGAGAAACAGAGACGGCUAAAGGUGACAGUAUCUUCCCACGGUAUCCCCGCUGACCUGCACGUGACGGGAAAGUGACGGAAGUUUGAUGAAGUGACGGUAGUGUGACGGGAGUGUGACGGGAGUGUGACGGUACUCUAUCGUAUUCGCUCAAGGGACGUAAAGUGAAGGGAAGUAUAGGAUUUAGAACUUGCUCAACGUAAAAUAUAAUGUUCUCAAUUUAGCGAGUAGAGUGAUGAGAAGACACACAAAGGAACAUAAAGAAAGAAUUAACAACAGCAAACUUCCUACUGGUCUAAACGAGGGUGUUUGUGAUACGCUACACCUGUGCUUUUACUUACACUGGGAUUCCCUUUACUGAUUGGUGAAAAUGACUUGCUUCUACAGAUUUAACGAGAUACCAAGACCAUUCACCCUAAUAAUAUCUCUUUUCCAACACACAACGAUAUGUUAAACAUGCAGCUCUAAAUUAUAUCAAGCAUUCUUAAACAAUUCCUGGUUCUCGUGCAUAUUUCCUUAUAAGCACCUUCAUUUUUCCAAUACAGGAGAAAAAGUCGAUCACACUCAAAUGACUUGCUUCUACAGGUUCAACGAGAUGCCAACACUAAUCACCCUAAUAAUAACUAUGGCCCAGCACAUAUCGAUAUAUUAAACAUACAGUUCUAAAUUACAUCAAGCACUUUUAAGCAAUUCUCAAAAGGUUCUCAUGCACAUUUCACUGUAAUCACCUUCAUUUUUCCAAUACAGGAGAAAAAGUCGAUCAAACUCACGUCUAAUUUUUGGGUUUCUGAGAAAUUUACGAAUGCAGUGAAAAAAUAAGAGAUAAAUCGAAAUAAUACAUUCCUUUACCUAUAUUCCGUCGUGGUACAAUGAAACCAUGCAUGCUUUGGGCUCCGAGGGGUCUCCAAGCGCAUGGGUUCGAAUCCUGUCCACGGUCCGAGUGUAGGUUGGGCUUCCUCACUCGGGGCAAUGGUUUCCUAGCAGGUGGGCUUUGAGAUAGGAAGUACCGUGAAAAGCCCACAUGGUAUAAAUAAAAAAAAAAUAAAGCCACCUCAAUCUUUCCACUACAAAAAAAGAAAAGUGGCCUACAAAUAUAAAGCAUACUUUUUUUUUCGGCACCAAGACCAAAUUUCCAGGUACAGUUUCAAAAUACAAGACUCAAAUCAUAAUCUUUUCAACGUAUCACCUUUUAGUCAAACCACCGAAAAUAUUCCAGACAAACUCAAAAUAAACACAGGAGCAAAACAAUACGCUCAAUAAGUAAACGAAAAAGCCACCACGGACAUAUUUUCUUCAUUCUCAUGCACUUUUAACCUUUUAAGAAACCCACCGAAAAUAUUCCAAACUCAAAAUAAACACAGGAACAAAAUAAUAUACGUGAUAAAUCAACAAAAAAGUCACGAAAGACAAAAACAGACAAGAUAAACAAGAACACCAUCACCGCAAUUUUGGCAAACGAGGAAAAUAGAAAAUAGAAAGAGAAGAGGAAGAAAAAGAAAAGAGCGACAUUGUAACGGAGGUGAUAUUUAACGAUUACACGUGUCAUGAAGUGAGAGAAAGAUGGACAGGUGAGGGAGAGAGAGAGAGAGAGAGACAAACAGGUGAGAGAGAUAAACAGGUAAAAAAGACAGACAGGUGAGAAAGACGAACAGGUGAGAAAGAGAAGUAGAUGAGGAAGAGGAAGAGAAGCUAGAGAUGUGCAGGUGUGGAAGAGGCGCAAAUGAGACAGGUGUGCGUUGGUGAAGCAGGUGUGUACAGGUGAGCUGCAUUGAGAGUCCUGGGAUCCGCCUUCAGUGUUCGUGUACAGUACCGGAUCCUCCUGUGUGUGUGUGUGUGUGUGUGUGUGUGUGUGUGUGUGUGUGUGUGUGUGUGUGUGUGUGUGUGUGUGUGUGUGUGUGUGU